Messenger RNA from Magallana angulata, 2118 nucleotides. RefSeq lists its product as uncharacterized. The coding region runs from base 1 to 1335 and encodes 444 amino acids. The record is from RefSeq and is a predicted model, not a curated record. Lineage: Eukaryota; Metazoa; Mollusca; Bivalvia; Ostreida; Ostreidae. The transcript is spliced from 2 exons.
AUGACUAUGGCAUCCGCCAUGUUGAAAAAGUCGGAACGCGAGAAAGAUUCAAGAGGGAAGAGCACCAAGCCUGAAUCAGUCUCGCUACCAGUGCAAUUUCCGUUGACUACUAUUUCACAUGAAAGUUUUUUUGAACGAAUGAGCUCGCCGAGCACGUUACAUGUGACAAAAAAUACUGUCGGUCAAGGAUCAUCACGAUCUACUAUGGCCACCAGGACAGAGACAUGUACUUCACCUCAAAAUCAAGUUAAUGAAGAAACCGGAAAUGAGUCUGUUGAAAACAGAAAUUCUCAGAAUUUUGACAAUUUGGCCAAAUGCUUAGAAAUGUUGACGAACACUAUCACAGCCGGUUUUCAAGGACUUAAGUCAGACAUGGCUGAACUUGUUUGUGAGAAAAGUGACAAUAACUAUGUAGACAAUAAUUAUGAGUCUGAUGAAUUUUACUCUGAUGGUGAAAUUUAUGAGAAAGACAGUGAGUCAAAUACAAUGACUGUGGAUGAUUUAUUGUCAAAAACAAAACUGUCGGGCUCAAUAUCCGGUAAACCUGAUUCCAGGAAAAAUGAAAACGAAAGUGGGUCACAGUCGAGAUUUAUGAAAGUCGCUUCUGAACAAGUAACUUUGCAAGACGUUACAACAGAGCCCAUACACAAAGACUUAGCAAAACUUGUGAACGAUCUUAUGUUCAAGGUAAAAAUUGACAAAAAGUUGGCCGAACAGGUGAAAGAAUCUGCUGAGAAAAUCAAACGACCAGAAAAUUGCGAGAGUCUCGUGUGCACAAAAGUCGAUGAAUUGAUAUGGAACAGAUUACAAGUUCCAACCAAGUCGCUUGACAGCAGAUUUCAAUACGGUCAACUCUUUUUAGUGAAAAGUGUGACAGUACUUGUAAACAUUUUGGAUAAGAUUGUGUCAAACAAAGAUGUAGAAAAAGAAGAGUUAGUCAGAGAACUGAUCAAGACUGUUGAAAUGCUCAGUUAUUCGAAUUACGAACUCAACAUGAGACGAAGAGAAUGUUUAAAAAGUGACAUAGACAGUGUGAAUUAUUUGUCACUUUUUUCGUCUGGAGUUCCUAUAAACCAGUUCCUUUUUGGGGGAGAAUUGGGAAAACGCUUAGAUGAAAUUGAAAAGACCAAUAAAGCAGUCAAUAGAGUUAUGACAAGCAAGAAUAUGAGACGAGGCACCUUUCAUGGAGCUCGAGGUCAGAGAUUUCAACCUUACUCCAGACCGUCUGGGUCACAGGGCUAUUUCCGAAGCAGGAAUGUCCCUUUUUUAGGCCAAACUUCCAAGAGAGGGAAUUACAACAGGAAGUUCACAAAAGGCAAAAAGAAACAAGAAUGAUUAUUGAUGGGUGUCAUAAGUCGAGUGCUUCAAAAGAUUCAGAAGGAAAAGGCAGAGGGGGUGAUGGUAGUCCCUGUAUGGCCGACACAGACAUGGUACACAAGUCUGUUGGAACUGUUGGUGGAUGUUCCUCGAAUAAUUCAAAAAGAACAGGGCUUGCUGAAACUGCCGCAUUCCGAAGAGAAGCAUUCGAUGAAAAUAACUUUGAUGGCAUGUCGUGUGUCUUGAUCAAAUUCCAAGAACAAGGAAUUUCGCGAGACGUAUUACAAAUCAUCAAAGAAUCGUGGAGAGGAUCUACCAGGAGUCAGUAUGCAACAAUCAUUAAGAAAUGGACAAGCUUCUGUGGUGAAAGGAGUAUUCAUUUUUUUCAACCAACUAUAAAUGAUGUGUUAGAAUUCUUGUUAAAAUUAUAUAAGGGAAAUUUAAGUUACAGUUGUAUAAAUACUGCCAGGUCGGCAUUAUCAUGUUUUGUAAAGAUCGAUGGUACUGAUGUGGGGAAACACCCAUUAGUCUCAAGAUUCAUGAAAGGUAUUUUUCAACUAAGGCCUACUCUAUCUCGAUACAAUGAGAUUUGGGAUGUGGAUGUUGUUUUUGAUUACAUUAGAAAUAUGAACUGCAAUGAAAUGCUAUCUUUAAAACAGCUCACUUUGAAAACUGUUUCAUUAGUAGCCCUAAUUUCAUCCCAAAGAGUACAAUCUAUUCAUAAUAUAUGUUUGUCAAAUAUGAAUGUUGAUGAUUCAAAAUAUGUGUUUUAUUUAGGUAAGAUUAAACAAUCUAGACCUA